AUGCAUGGUCAGCUGCGAGAGGGUCAUGUUUUUGGAAACCCUGAUGAUAAUUCUCAGGAUUCCGUUGAGUCGAUGGCGAUUGUCAGGAUUUUGGAUUCAAGCUCAGAUCUAUAUUUCUGUCUUCGCGACUUUUACCAUGAAGCUUUGAUAGGAUUCGAAGACUGGUCACGCAACUAUGUUGUCCGUUCGCUGUAA
Messenger RNA from Pseudocercospora fijiensis CIRAD86, 195 nucleotides. RefSeq lists its product as uncharacterized. The record is from RefSeq and is a predicted model, not a curated record. NCBI's taxonomy places the organism in Eukaryota, Fungi, Ascomycota, Dothideomycetes, Mycosphaerellales, Mycosphaerellaceae. The transcript has 4 exons. Bases 1 to 195 code for a protein of 64 amino acids.